Molecule: messenger RNA, 1158 nt
Organism: Fraxinus pennsylvanica
Lineage: Eukaryota; Viridiplantae; Streptophyta; Magnoliopsida; Lamiales; Oleaceae
Source: the annotation of a GenBank genome assembly
AUGGCGAUGAAGCGUGUAGCUACUUCUGCAAUUCGUGCUAUUACUUCUUCGGAAGUUUCAUCUCCUUCUUCAAUUCUCACCAGAGAACUCCAUGCAACACCAGGGAGCAAGAAAAUUGUUGGGGUAUUUUACAAGGCAAACGAAUAUGCAUCCAUGAACCCAAAUUUUCUGGGAUGCGUCGAGAAUGCAUUGGGUAUACGUGAUUGGUUGGAAUCACAAGGUCACCAGUACAUAGUUACGUCUGACAAAGAAGGGCCAGAUUGUGAACUUGAGAAACAUAUUCCUGAUCUCCAUGUGCUGAUAACGACCCCCUUCCACCCAGCUUAUGUUACGGCUGAAAGGAUUAAAAAGGCAAAAAACCUGCAACUGUUGCUCACAGCUGGAAUUGGCUCAGAUCAUAUUGAUCUGAAAGCUGCAGCUGAUGCUGGUUUAACUGUGGCAGAAGUCACUGGAAGCAAUGUCGUCUCAGUUGCAGAGGAUGAACUCAUGAGGAUUCUCAUUCUUGUUCGGAAUUUCCUGCCUGGACACCAUCAGGUUAUUACUGGGGAUUGGAAUGUUGCAGCUAUUGCUCACCGAGCUUAUGAUCUUGAAGGCAAGACUGUUGGAACGUUUGGAGCUGGACGUAUUGGCAAACUUUUGCUACAGAGAUUGAAACCUUUUAACUGUAAUCUACUCUACCAUGAUCGCCUUAAAAUGGAUCCAGAGUUGGAGAGUCAAUUAGGAGCUAAGUUUGAGGAAGAUCUUGAUGUAAUGCUUCCCAAAUGUGACAUACUUGUCAUUAACACCCCUCUUACUGAGAAAACAAAAGGGAUGUUUAACAAAGAAAGGAUAGCUAAGCUGAAGAAGGGAGUUCUAAUAGUAAACAAUGCUAGAGGUGCAAUCAUGGACACACAGGCAGUAGCUGAUGCGUGCUCCAGUGGGCACAUUGCAGGUUACAGUGGGGAUGUUUGGAACCCGCAACCAGCUCCAAAGGAUCACCCCUGGCGUUACAUGCCAAACCAAGCUAUGACCCCUCACAUAUCUGGAACAACCAUUGACGCCCAGUUGCGGUAUGCAGCCGGAACCAAGGACAUGCUCGAGAGGUAUUUCAAGGGAGAGGAUUUCCCUCCACAGAACUACAUUGUCAAGGACGGAGAACUAGCCAGCCAGUACCGUUAG